AUUUUAUCGAUAAGUCCACUGAUUUUAUAACAAUAACAAUGUCGUUCAGUGAUAAACUAAAGCAUUAUAGUAAACGAAAAUCGUUUAAAUACGGCGUGCCGUUCCUCAUCAUGAUGGUGGCCGGCUCCUUUGGACUUCAACAGUUUUCCAAUCUAAGAUACCAGUACUCCAAGAAGCAACCGGUGACACCCGACGAGAUGAAAAAGUACGGCGUGAACAUGAAGAAACGGCAAGAAGUGACACUGGAAACGGAGUACGAUAAAGUUAAGGCCGUGAACAUAGAUGAGUGGGAAAACAAACGAGGUCCACGUCCCUGGGAAGAGGAGGGAGUGUCACAGCCGGCCAAACAUUAACUAUUGUAUAGUGUAGGUGUAGGCAUAAGCACACGUUUAAUACAGACUGUUUGUUAUAUAUAUUUAUAAAUAAAUGGAUAUUUUAUCACA
Messenger RNA from Drosophila obscura, 443 nucleotides. It is a transcript of the gene l(3)neo43, whose product is annotated as cytochrome c oxidase assembly protein COX16 homolog, mitochondrial. Gene Ontology annotation, biological process: mitochondrial respiratory chain complex IV assembly. Bases 39 to 353 code for a protein of 104 amino acids. The transcript is spliced from 2 exons. The record is from RefSeq and is a predicted model, not a curated record. NCBI's taxonomy places the organism in Eukaryota, Metazoa, Arthropoda, Insecta, Diptera, Drosophilidae. Gene Ontology annotation, cellular component: mitochondrial inner membrane.